AAAGAGAUAAGGCGUCAAGGCCGGUAUGCCGAAUUGUGUCAUAGUGUCAUCUCCAUUGUUCACUCUCUUUUUCAGUCGUCGCUUCGGAAGAAUUACAAAUACUCCCUCCCUCUACAGCUCUACUCACUUUGUGGUGAUACCGACGGCCGGGUGGAUGAAACCGUCACCACCUGUUCCCGCUCCCCUUACUUCUGUUCUUUUUUUAUAAAAAGUUGCAAUGGCGACACGUGUCUAUCUACUCUCUACCUCCCCUUGGACUUCCUCCAGACCUCUCGAAAAUUCCAUUACCAAUCACAAUAAGAUUCGCUUAUUGUCUACAUCCACAUUUCUCCCCAAAAUAGAGAAGAAGAGUUUCAGAAGACUUGGAGUCGUUGGUGCGGCCAUGACGGAUUUGCCUCGACCUACCGUCCUCGUCACUGGAGCCGGUGGCAGAACUGGUCAAAUUGUAUAUCGAAAAUUGAAGGAGAGAACUGACCAAUAUGUUGCAAGAGGCCUGGUUAGAACGGAAGAGAGCAAAGAGAAAAUUGGAGGAGCAGAUGAUGUUUUUGUAGGGGAUAUACGGGAUGCUGAAAGCAUCAUUCCUGCAAUCCAAGGGAUCGAUGCUCUCAUUAUUCUAACUAGUGCUGUGCCAAAGAUGAAGCCUGGGUUUGACCCAAGCAAAGGUGGGAGGCCCGAAUUCUAUUUUGAAGAUGGAGCCUAUCCUGAGCAGGUCGACUGGAUUGGGCAGAAGAAUCAAAUAGAUGCAGCCAAAUCUGUAGGAGUAAAGCAGAUUGUUUUGGUUGGAUCUAUGGGUGGAACAAAUCCUAAUCAUCCCUUGAACAGCCUUGGGAAUGGGAAUAUACUGAUAUGGAAGAGAAAGGCCGAGCAAUAUCUGGCUGAUUCUGGAAUACCAUACACAAUAGUCAGGGCUGGGGGUUUACAAGAUAAAGAUGGGGGUAUUCGGGAGUUACUUGUUGGGAAAGAUGAUGAGCUUCUUCAGACUGAAACUAGAACCAUUGCCAGGGCAGAUGUAGCUGAAGUCUGCAUUCAGGCGUUGCAGUUUGAAGAAUCCAAGUUCAAGGCAUUUGAUUUGGCCUCAAAGCCUGAGGGGACUGGUACUCCAACAAAAGAUUUCAAGGCUCUCUUCUCUCAAAUUUCUACUCGUUUCUGAGAUAUGGUGUCCUGAUCAUCAAUUUGGAGCUUACACCAGUCAUUGGCAGCAACAUUUGAAAUUGCUGUAUUUGCAGGUUUCUAGUCAUGAUUCCGCCUUUAAAAUUUUGUAACUUUAGAUGGUCCUAAGUGUUUAGAGAUCAACCUCAUACAUUAAAGCAUGAAGUAGUGAAUAAAACCAGGAUAUUUUAUUUACUCUGAGUUUUUUUCUGCUAUA
Messenger RNA from Nelumbo nucifera (sacred lotus), 1366 nucleotides. RefSeq lists its product as uncharacterized. Gene Ontology annotation, cellular component: chloroplast. Gene Ontology annotation, molecular function: oxidoreductase activity. The record is from RefSeq and is a predicted model, not a curated record. Lineage: Eukaryota; Viridiplantae; Streptophyta; Magnoliopsida; Proteales; Nelumbonaceae.